Jatropha curcas is the source of this 1327-nucleotide messenger RNA. The record is from RefSeq and is a predicted model, not a curated record. NCBI's taxonomy places the organism in Eukaryota, Viridiplantae, Streptophyta, Magnoliopsida, Malpighiales, Euphorbiaceae.
AAAUAUACAGAAGCAGCGUUCUGUCAACAGUGACUUCGUUCUGGUAGUUAUGCAUAGUAUAGAUUAUUUUUUUCGUGAAGUGAAGAAGAAGAAGAAAAAGAGAAGGCAAUGAAUGGUAAAGGUAGUAAUUAUUACAUAAAAACAUUAGCAACUGAAAUAGGAAAUAGAGUAAAGCUAGCAGCAAGAAACAGAGGAAAAGGAUGGUACACUCCUUUUAUGGCAGCUGCAUCUCGAGCCAUUGCAGAACGAAUCCCAUUGGUUGAUUUCGUUGUUGAAGUGAGAGAUGCUCGGAUUCCGAUGUCUUCAGAAUGUCAGCUGUUGAGUAAUGAUAUGCCUUCGUCUCGCCGAAUUAUAGUGAUGAACAAAAUGGACCUUGCUAAUCGCUCCCAACUCAAGGAUUGGGUCAAAUAUUUUGACCAGCGAAACUACAUUUCUUGUGUGCUCAAUUCUCAUAAUAAGGAUAGUGUCAAACUGUUUCUCAACUUCUUACAAGCUCAAAUUAGAGCAUUGAAGAACAUUGAUCAUUCUAGUCAUACCGUAACAAUAAUGUUGGUGGGCACUCCAAAUGUUGGCAAGUCAGCUCUAGCCAAUUCCUUGCAUCAGAUAGGAAGGAUCAGUGCUGCAGAGAAAGGAAAGUUGAAGCAUGCAAUAGUGAGUCCACAUCCUGGAGAGACAAAAGAUAUCAGCAGCUUAAAGAUUGGUAGCCAUCCCAAUAUUUAUGUGCUGGACACGCCAAGUAUUUUGCCGCCUCAGAUUCGUGAGGCUGAGGUCUGCACCAAGCUAGCUUUAACAGCAGGAGCAAUUGAAGACUGUUUGGUUGGAGAAAAAGAACUUGCUCAGUUGUUUCUUGCCAUUCUCAACCUAAGCGAUGAAUACAAGAAAUGGACGAAUUUGUUGCUCCAUGAAUAUGAUAAAUCAUUUGCAAACCACAAAACAGAAUGUUCAAGUGACAGACAAUUGGACACAAAAGAAAAAAAACAAUAUGUAACAGAUCAUACGCAGGAUUUCAUAGUGAAUGAUGCUCGUCGAGUGCUUUUCGAAAAGAUUUCAUGUUUUAAUGGUGACAAGCAAAAUGAAGUGGAUUUAGAGAAGCUAAUCAGGCUACAGUUCACUGCCUUGGCAGAAGCUUUUCGCUUGCCUCCAGAAUUAGGGGAUGAUGCUGAUAGUAAGGUUGCUGCCAAGUUACUUAAUCUAUAUCGUACUGGAAGGCUAGGACAUUACACUUUAGAUCCUCUUGAUAUGUAACAACAGAUUUGGCAACUAACGAACAUAAUACUGAGAAUAUAGGGUAUUAAUGAAUAUAUGAAUGAAACAACGACAUUAACCA